This is a messenger RNA of Trichomonas vaginalis G3, 618 nucleotides long. RefSeq names its product nucleoside-triphosphate diphosphatase protein. Gene Ontology annotation, molecular function: nucleoside triphosphate diphosphatase activity. NCBI's taxonomy places the organism in Eukaryota, Parabasalia, Trichomonadida, Trichomonadidae. The record is from RefSeq and is a predicted model, not a curated record. Bases 1 to 618 code for a protein of 205 amino acids. The transcript has a single exon.
AUGCUUGCACCAUUUGCAGACCGUCUUGAGAAGAUGAAAAUCAUUCUUGGUUCAUCAAGCCCUCGUCGCCGCGAAUUAGUUGGAAGACUUUUCAAGAAAUUUGAAAUUAUUCCUUCAGAUUUUGAUGAGUCUACAAUCAAUAAAUUAGAUUUCCCAGAUCCAAGGGAUUAUGUUAAAUUACAAGCCCAAAAGAAAGCCGAAGAGCUUGCUGGGCGAAUUGGAGAUGCAGAUAUUGUGAUAACUGCUGAUACAAUUGUUGCAAUUGAUGGGAAGAUUCUCGGAAAACCACAUACUCAUGAAGUUGCAUAUAAUAUGAUCAGUGAACUCAAUGGACGCAUAAAUAAAGUUAUCACUGGUGUCAAUAUUAUCUUUCCUAAACUCAAUAUGUCAAUUUCAUUCACAGAAACUACAGAAGUUCUCAUGGAUAACCUUCCAGAAGCCGUUGUUAGAGCUUACGCAGAUUCUGAUGAUCCACUUGAUAAAGCAGGUGGUUAUGGCGUUCAAUCAAAUGCUGUUUCACUUGUCAAAAGUGUUAAUGGAGACUAUUCAAAUGUUGUUGGACUUCCAGUUAACCGUCUCGCUCGAGAAAUUUAUCAAGUCCUUGAACAAACUGCUUAA